Messenger RNA from Beta vulgaris subsp. vulgaris (sugar beet), 1804 nucleotides. Its product is annotated as probable N-acetyl-gamma-glutamyl-phosphate reductase, chloroplastic. Bases 258 to 1448 code for a protein of 396 amino acids. The transcript has 15 exons. Gene Ontology annotation, molecular function: N-acetyl-gamma-glutamyl-phosphate reductase (NADP+) activity; protein dimerization activity; NAD binding. The record is from RefSeq and is a predicted model, not a curated record. NCBI's taxonomy places the organism in Eukaryota, Viridiplantae, Streptophyta, Magnoliopsida, Caryophyllales, Amaranthaceae. Gene Ontology annotation, biological process: L-arginine biosynthetic process.
CAUAAAAUUUUGAUACCAACUGAGACUGAGACAUCUAGAGAAUAGAUUAUGGAAGUACUUACCUAGCUAAGUUGCUGGCCUGCACCACUCCUUUCUCUCUCAUCUCAUCUCAUCUCAUCUCAUCUCUUUUCGGUUUAGUUUCUCAAUAGUCAAUACGCUAACAGUUACACCGAUCACUAAAGCACCCCAACCCACAAGGCCCACCACUUUAUUAAGUUUCGGAGUUGUUGCAUCUUCCUUAUUGAACAAGGAUAAAGAUGAGUUCUGUGUUUUUCAGUUCAUCUUAUGUAACUCAGUCUUGCUUUCUAAAGAGCAAAGCAAAGGGUGGAAAUGUCAGGAGGUUUUAUGUUCGUAGCUCGGUGGCUACAGCCCCAAAGAACUUACAAUCUUCUGAGAAGAAUAAUUUGCAGAAAAGUGUUCGAAUAGGUGUUCUUGGUGCUAGUGGUUACACUGGCUCAGAGAUUGUUCGUUUGCUUGCCAAUCACCCAUACUUUGGUAUUACUUUGAUGACUGCUGAUAGAAAGGCUGGUCAAUCAAUUGCAUCAGUAUUUCCACAUCUGGUCUCCCAAGACUUGCCAAAUUUGGUUGCUGUCAAUGAUGCAGACUUUUCAAAUGUUGAUGCUGUGUUCUGUUGCUUGCCUCAUGGUACAACACAGGAUAUAAUUAAAGCUCUUCCUGGCUCACUGAAAGUUGUUGAUCUUUCUGCCGACUUCCGACUCCGAGAUACUUCCCAGUAUGAGGAAUGGUAUGGUCAAGCCCAUAGAGCACCAGAAUUACAGAAAGAAGCUGUAUAUGGUUUGACAGAAAUAUUAAGGCAAGAAAUUCAGAAUGCUCGGCUUGUUGCUAACCCUGGUUGUUACCCGACAUCAAUUCAGAUCCCUCUUAUUCCCUUGUUGAAGGCUAAUCUUAUAGACUACAGCAACAUUAUCAUUGACUCAAAAUCUGGUGUGAGUGGGGCAGGACGUGGAGCAAAGGAGGCUAAUUUAUAUACCGAAGUAGCUGAAGGAAUUCAUGCAUAUGGUGUUACAAGACAUCGUCAUGUUCCCGAAAUAGAACAAGGGCUUUCAGAUGUUGCAAGGUCAAAAAUAACAGUCAGCUUCACUCCACACUUGAUGCCAAUGAGCCGAGGUAUGCAAUCAACCAUAUAUGUUCAGAUGGCUUCAGGAGUGAAAAUUGAUGAUCUGUAUGAACAAUUAAAAAUGUUCUCUGAGAAGGAAGAAUUUGUCAUUUUGCUAGAGAAAGGGGUUGUUCCACACACUCGAAAUGUUCGUGGAUCAAAUUACUGUUAUAUGAACGUCUUUCCUGAUCGAAUUCCAGGGAGAGCUAUUAUUAUAUCAGUUAUUGAUAAUCUCGUGAAGGGAGCAUCUGGUCAAGCUGUACAAAAUCUUAACUUAAUGAUGGGAUGCCCAGAAAAUACAGGGUUACUCUAUCAGCCUCUCUUUCCUUAGGUUGCAGGUUUUUAAUGUCACUAUGUUGUUGAUUGGCGACUUUGCUGGUAAUUUUGCUGUGGCGAGCGAGAGAAAAAUCAGUGAUGGUCAUAUUACCAUAUCACGAACUCCUGUUCUCCCCCUCCCCCCUCCCUAACCUGCCAUCCGAAGAAGUUAUCUUUUAAGUAUUUCUAUUGAGGGACGCUUGAUAUUGUUGGUGGAAGCUCAAGAUGAGGUUGCUGUAUGUUUUUACUCUUUUGGCUUUGCAGUUGUCCUGCGCCAAAAGGACUGUAUAAUACUGCAUUGUAACUUUCAAAGGUAAUUAGGACACAUGAUAUUGUGAAAUAUGUCCAAGUAAAUAAAAGGGUUUUUUUUCC